CUGCCCCCCUCCGUCCUCUCCCCAACCAAACCUCCCCCCAUUUCCUCCUCCUUCUCCCCAAGACGAAACUAGCCAUAGCCACUGAAGCAGCAGCAGUGAGCUGCGACUACUAGCUGACAAGGCCAGCAGUGAGCAGAAGCGGAAGAACAGCAAGCAAUCAAGCGCGAGAUCGAGCGGCCAUGAAGUACGUGCUGGUGACCGGCGGCGUGGUGAGCGGGCUCGGCAAGGGCGUCACGGCCAGCAGCAUCGGCGUGCUCCUCAAGGCCUGCGGACUCCGGGUCACCUCCAUCAAGAUCGAUCCAUACCUCAACACCGAUGCCGGAACCAUGUCCCCGUUCGAGCACGGCGAAGUGUUUGUGCUGGACGACGGUGGUGAGGUGGACCUGGACCUUGGAAAUUAUGAACGGUUUCUGGACAUCAAGUUGACUCGCGACAACAACAUAACCACGGGGAAGAUCUACCAGGCUGUUAUUGACAGAGAACGAAGAGGUGACUAUCUUGGAAAAACUGUUCAGGUUGUACCGCACAUUACAGAUGCAAUACAAGAGUGGAUUGAACGUGUGGCAUUGAAUCCAGUUGACGGCACAGAAGAGCCAGCUGAUGUUUGCGUCAUAGAGCUUGGUGGCACUAUAGGGGAUAUCGAAUCAAUGCCAUUUAUUGAAGCAUUAGGUCAAUUUUCGUACCGCGUAGGACAUGGAAACUUUUGCUUGGUUCAUGUUAGUCUUGUACCAGUUCUAAAUGUAGUUGGUGAACAGAAAACCAAGCCCACCCAGCACAGUGUCCGUGGAUUAAGAGGACUGGGAUUGAUGCCUGAUAUCUUGGCAUGCCGCAGUACCCAGCCGCUGGAAGAAAACGUGAAACUGAAACUCUCACAAUUCUGCCAAGUUCCGAUUUCAAAUAUUGUUAAUCUCCAUGAUGUCACAAACAUUUGGCACAUCCCCUUGUUGCUCAGAGACCAGAAAGCCCAUGAAGCUAUUCUGAAUGUUUUAGGCCUCUGGUGUGUGGGAAGAGUGCCUCAAGAACCUAAGUUGGCUGAAUGGACUGAAAGAGCUAGCAAAUUUGAUAAAUUGAAAACUCCGGUUAGGAUUGCCAUGGUUGGAAAAUAUACUGGUAUAUCAGAUUCCUACCUGUCUGUGUUAAAGGCUCUUCUGCAUGCAUCGGUUGCUUUGGACAGGAAACUCGUGGUGGAUUGGGUUCCUUCAUGUGAUCUUGAAGAUUCUACUGCUAAGGAGACGCCUGAUGCCUACGAAAAAGCAUGGGUUCUACUAAAGGGUGCGCAUGGUAUACUAGUUCCGGGAGGCUUUGGAGAUAGAGGUGUCCAGGGAAAAAUUCUUGCUGCAAAAUAUGCACGAGAAAACAAAGUUCCGUAUCUCGGCAUUUGCUUGGGCAUGCAAAUUGCAGUGAUCGAGUAUGCCCGUUCUGUCAUGAAGCUUCAUGGCGCUAAUAGUACAGAGUUUGAUCCAGCUGCAAAAACACCAUGUGUUAUUUUCAUGCCAGAGGGCUCCACAACCCAUAUGGGAGCAACAAUGCGCCUUGGUUCCAGGCGGACAUUUUUCCAAGUCAAUAACUGCAAAUCUGCUAAACUGUAUUCCAAUGCUAGCUAUGUAGAUGAAAGACACCGCCACCGAUACGAGGUGAAUCCUGACAUGGUGCCAGAAUUUGAGAAGGCAGGCCUUUCUUUCGUGGGUAGGGAUGAAAGCGGGAGGCGCAUGGAGAUUAUUGAACUACCAAAUCAUAGGUUUUUCGUUGGCACGCAAUUUCAUCCUGAGUUCAACUCUAGACCUGGAAAGCCAUCACCACUUUUCUUAGGAUUGAUAGCAGCAGCAUCUGGACAGCUAGACCACCUGCUGCAACGUACUGGUGGCGCAGUCAGGUGCAUCACAGGCACUGGGACUGGCAAGCCGAAGCUGUUCAAGAAGAAGCCGUUUAACGGCCUGGUGACCACGUACUAUGCAAACGGCAGCAGCAUCCACAUUUAGCAGCACAGUGAAUGGUUUCUGGUGCCCCCUUUUUCUUUCUUUUUUUGGCAUUUUGUUUUCCUUUACUCUGGCAUGGAUUCAUCAUCAAUCCAUCUAUCUGCUCAA
Messenger RNA from Brachypodium distachyon (stiff brome), 2084 nucleotides. RefSeq names its product CTP synthase. NCBI's taxonomy places the organism in Eukaryota, Viridiplantae, Streptophyta, Magnoliopsida, Poales, Poaceae. The transcript has 21 exons. The record is from RefSeq and is a predicted model, not a curated record. Bases 180 to 1979 code for a protein of 599 amino acids. Gene Ontology annotation, biological process: CTP biosynthetic process; pyrimidine nucleobase biosynthetic process. Gene Ontology annotation, molecular function: identical protein binding; CTP synthase activity.